Messenger RNA from Penicillium verhagenii, 1554 nucleotides. RefSeq lists its product as uncharacterized. The coding region runs from base 1 to 1554 and encodes 517 amino acids. Gene Ontology annotation, biological process: transmembrane transport. Lineage: Eukaryota; Fungi; Ascomycota; Eurotiomycetes; Eurotiales; Aspergillaceae. Gene Ontology annotation, molecular function: transmembrane transporter activity. The record is from RefSeq and is a predicted model, not a curated record. The transcript has 4 exons.
AUGACAUCUUUCGAGUUAGGCCAAAGCUCUUCUCGGGCGGAACAGUUCGAGGAGAACCCGGGAUCCAAGGCCGACAUUGAUCUCGUUGAGCGUGCUGGCGCUGGUCAAGCCGCCACCUACGAAGAGUCAGUAGCAGCACGUCUUCCCAAAGCCCAUCGCGAUUAUUUGCUUGAGCGACAUGGCACAUUGGAACUUGAUCCAAUCCCUGGCAUGGGCCCAGCUGACCCAUACAACUGGCCCGAAUGGAAAAAAAUGGCCAACCUAAUUCUUGUUGCCUUUCACGCUUGCAUGGGUACAUUUACCGCUGCAGCAAUUAUUCCUGCCUAUUCCGACAUUGCUGCACAGCUCGACAUCCCUCUGCAGACUGCGAGUUAUUUGACAUCCCUCCAAAUCGCAAUCUUGGGAGGUGCCCCCCUCUUCUGGAAACCCCUCUCCAAUCGCUAUGGACGUCGCCCAAUUUUCCUGUUGUCUCUUAUUCUCAGUUUAGUGUGUAACAUCGGUUGUGCAAAGGCCACCACCUAUGCAUCACUCGCGGCUUGUCGGGCCCUGGUGGCCUUUUUCAUCUCUCCAGCCUCGGCGAUUGGCAGUGCGGUGGUCAUGGAGACCACGUUCAAGAAGGAUCGAGCCCGUUACAUGGGUAUUUGGACACUCAUGGUCACAUUGGGUGUCCCGAUCGGACCACUCAUCUUUGGCUUUGUCACCUACCGUGCUGGUUACGGGUGGAUUUACUGGAUUCUAGCUAUGAUCAACGGUGGUCAGUUUAUUCUAUACCUGUUCUUUGGACCAGAGACCCGGUAUCUCGGUGGUGGUGUCGAAAACAACGAAUCGAACUGGAAGCAAGAGUAUAUCACACUUCGCCGGAUCGACCCCUCGCCGUUGACAGCGUACGAGUUUGUUCGCCCACUGACCAUGGUCCGCCAUCCGUCCAUCGUCAUCCCUGCCUGUGCGUACGCGAUGAUCUUCCUGUUUGGUAGUAUUCUGGCAACCGUCGAGGUGCCACAGCUCUUGCAGAGUAAAUUCGACUUGAACACAGAGCAGCUGGGUCUCCAGUUCCUGGGUGUCAUUAUUGGAUCCUUGAUCGGCGAGCAGUUGGGUGGUGUCCUGUCCGACCGGUGGAUGCGCUUCGGAGAAGGCCGUCGCCAGCGCAAGCCCGACCCGGAAUAUCGGUUAUGGCUCAGCUACUUUGGCUUCGGUCUGACUAUGAUUGGUGUUAUUGUGUUCUUGGUCUGCACGCAGACUUCCCCUUCUGGUCACUGGAACGUGACCCCCAUCAUUGGCACUGGUAUCGGUGCCGUUGGUAACCAGCUGGUCACCACCGUGAUGAUCACUUAUGCCAUUGACUGUUUCCCCCAAGAGGCCGCAAGCAUCGGUGUAUUCAUCACCUUUGUGCGCCAGAUGUGGGGUUUCAUUGGGCCCUUCUGGUUCCCAAUUAUGCUCGAGAAUGUUGGAGAGGCACCUUCUGCCGGUAUUGCUUGUGCAAUGAUCGUUGCCGUCAGUGUUAUUCCGACCGUUUUCUUGCACUGGCGUGGAAAGAAGAUGCGUCACGAGGAGUAA